This is a messenger RNA of Chlamydomonas reinhardtii, 13183 nucleotides long. RefSeq lists its product as uncharacterized. The record is from RefSeq and is a predicted model, not a curated record. Gene Ontology annotation, molecular function: ubiquitin binding. The coding region runs from base 117 to 12137 and encodes 4006 amino acids. Gene Ontology annotation, biological process: protein deubiquitination; double-strand break repair via homologous recombination. The transcript is spliced from 23 exons. NCBI's taxonomy places the organism in Eukaryota, Viridiplantae, Chlorophyta, Chlorophyceae, Chlamydomonadales, Chlamydomonadaceae.
GAACAUGUUUAUUACGCACUACUCUACUGACGGUGACAUACUUAGACACGAGAGUAGUAUGAUGCCCGCCAUUCGCACAGCCCUGGUCUGAGGCCUACUUGAUGCUAUGCCAAUCCAUGUUCAUGAAAACGGCGACUCUGUUUCCCAAAGGUUUUCUGCUGCUGCUGCUGGCAGUGCUGCUGGCUUCGGCUGGGCUCACCGUAGCAGCAGCCGUUGAUGUGGGGCCGGGGGGCAGCGGCGUCAGCAGCAGCGGCGGCGGCGGCCCAGUGCCGGCGCUGCUGCCUUCCCCGGACCUGGAGUGCCAACUGGAACUUACGGGCGACUGCACGCAGGCCACGUGCCUAGGCAGCUCCCCCUCCUGGUCGGUCCAGUCAGCCAGCCUGCGGUGCUCCUCCUUUUUCAGCACGGGCACCACCGUAGCCGUCACAGCCGGCCGGCGGUUUUCCAGUGCCAUCAGUAACACCGGCGCUAACAGCAGCAGCAGCAGCAGCACCGCUGUCGACGGCUCGGAGCAGCAGUGGAAUGCGACGCUGGCAUUCAGCGAGCGAAGCAGCGGCGCGGACGACUGGGGGCUCACUUUUAGUGGGUUGAGACACCUGCGCCUCGUGGACAGUGUCAUUCGCGGCGUGCCGCUCUCGUCUGUAGGGCCGCUGCUGCAGUGCCAGGACUGUACGGCCGUGUCCGUGGCAAACCUCACCGUACAGUCAGUGUACGGCUCAGUGAAUGCGGCGGACCCAACAGCCGAGCCGCCGCGGACGGGGCUGUGGGGUGUGCUGCACGCCACGGCUGUGCAGCAGGCGCACCUGAGCGGGUUCCGGUGCGUGGACGUGACCGGGGCCACGGGCUGGUCGUGCCUCCGGCUGCAGCUCGCCGCAAGCAGCAGCAGCAGCAGUGGCAGUGGCAGUAGCAGUGGCAGCAGUAGUGGCAGUGGCAGUAGCUGGGCUGGCGCGGAGGUGUGGCUAGAGGACUCGGUACUCGCGAACUCGUCUGUGGUGUGGCGGUCGAGCGAGCCCAGCUACGGAGCUGUGGGGCUCACCGCGCACACCGGCGCGCCGGCUGUGCGGCUGAGCCUGCUCAACAGCCGCGUCGACAACCACACCAGCCGCGGACCGGACUGCCAGGCUGCGGGCAUUGCGGUGGUAGCGCCGCUGAGCCUGGACCGGCUCGUGCUCAACCGCAGCUCCGUCUCAGACAACCUCGCCACCAGCUGCCGCGCGGGAGCGGUGCUCGUGCAGGGCCCGGGAGUGCAAGGGCCAGCGGUGCAGGGCAUCUUGUUGGACGGCGGCAGCAGCUGCAGUCGCAAUGUUGCGGAACGCGGCGAGGCCGGCUCCUGCUUGCGCGUUGCGGACAGCCCUGUGCUCAGUCUGCGGCUGACCGGCGGCAGCAGGGUCGACAACAACAACGCCACAGUGUCCGGAGACGGCGGCGCGAUGCGCUUCACCCACUUGGAUGAGCUGGUGGCGGCUGGAGGCAGCAGCAUUUCAGGAAACGUGGCCGGUGGGGGCGCCGGCGGCGCCAUCCACUCGCAGGGUCUUGGGGACUCAUGGAACCUCACCUCCAUAGCGGUGCUCGGCGGCAGCCGCAUCAACGGCAACAAUGCGUCGGGAGGCGGCGGCGCGCUGUGGACGGGCAGCCGCGUGGGCGCUGUGGUGGUUGGCGGCGGCAGCAGCGUGGAUGGCAACGCAGCAGGUGGCGAGGACGGUGGCGCUCUCCGCCUGGACCACGUUGGAUCACUGGAAGUGACGGACGGCAGCAGCGUGUCGGGCAACACGGCGGCCGCGGGUCGGGGCGGCGCGGUGUUUGCGGAGGGCGUGUGGGAGUGGCGCGUGGAGCGGCUGGCCGUGACCAACGGCAGCCGCGUUGACGGCAACUGGGCGGCGCAGGCGGGCGGCGCGUUCUGGACCAACAUCCCCAUCGCAUCGCUUACGGUGGCCGGCAACAGCAGCAGCGUGUCAAACAACACGGCAAACGCCGGUGACGGCGGCGCGGUGCGCUGCCGACACUUCGACUCACUGGAGGUCGCACGCAGCAGCAGCGUCUGCCUGAACCGGGCCCUAGGCGGCGGCCGGGGCGGUGCGCUGUUCGCACAGGGCAUGGGUGCUGAGCGCAACACCACCCUGAUCGCAGUGACGCAUGGCAGCCACCUCGACGGCAACCAGGCGGAUCAGGCGGGCGGCGCCGUCUUCGCUGCUGAGAGCAGGGUGCUUGGCUUGGCUGUAGCUGGCGGCAGUAGCAUCGAUGCCAAUGCGGCAAGCGGGUUUGAUGGCGGCGGCGCGUUGAAGCUACAGCACCUGGGCCGAAUGGAGGUGACGGACGGCAGCAGUGUGUCGGGCAACACGGCGGCAACGGGUCAGGGCGGCGCGGUAUCUGCGGAGGGCGUUUGGGAGUGGCGCGUGGAGCGGCUGCUCGUGGCGAACGGCAGCCGCGUUGACGGCAACUGGGCGGCGCAGGCGGGCGGCGCGUUCUCGACCAACAUUCCCCUAACCGAGUUCCAGGUGCUGAACCAGAGCUCCGUCAGCAACAACACGGGCUCGGAGGGCGGCGCCGUGCGCUGUCGGCACGUGGCGGGCGUGGCGGUCACGAGCGGCAGCAGCAUGAGCCUGAACCGCGCAACUGGCAGCAGUGGCGGCGCAAUCUACGCAUGGGACAACAUGGGCGGCAGUGAAGACACGGGCGCAAUCGUGAUCAGCGGCGGAAGCCGCGUAGACAGCAACUCAGCGGCCCAGUCUGGCGGCGUGAUCGCACUGCAGACAGUGGUGCUGCAGGUGUUGGUGUCUGACAGCAGCAGCCUCAGCGGCAACGUCGCGCAAUCGGGGGACGGCGGAGCCAUACGCGUGCGCCACGUGGACAUGUUCGUGGUGGAGGCUGGCAGCAGCGUCAGCAACAACACCGCCGCCGACGGCUCGGGGCGCGGCGGCGCGCUUUUCGCGGAUGGCGUGGGUGACCAGAGGAACAUGACUCUGGUGGCUGUGCGGGACCGCAGCCAUUUGGAUGGGAACCGUGCCAAGCAGGGGGGCGGCGCAGUUGCUUUGUGGGUGACGCUGGAGGGCCUCGUCAUCUCAGGUGACAGCAGCAUGGACGGGAACGAGGCCGACGGCCCGGAUGGCGGCGGAGCUCUGCGGGUCCGGCACGUGGGCCGAAUGGAAGUGACGGACGGCAGCAGCGUGUCGGGCAACACGGCGGCCGCGGGUCGGGGCGGCGCGGUGUUUGCGGAGGGCGUGUGGGAGUGGCGCGUGGAGCGACUGGCCGUGGCAAAUGGUAGCCGCGUUGACGGCAACUGGGCGGCGCAGGAGGGCGGCGCGUUCUGGACCAACAUCCCGCUGACCGAGUUCCAGGUGCUGAACCAGAGCUCCGUCAGCAACAACACGGGCUCGGAGGGCGGCGCCGUGCGCUGUCGGCACGUGGCGGGCGUGGCGGUCACGGACGGCAGCAGCUGCAGCCUCAACAGGGCCACCAGUGGGAGUGGAGGGGCGCUGCUGGCAGCAGAUUUCAUAGACGGAAUGGAGGCGCGGGACCUCACGGUCAGCGGCAGCAGCCGCGUGGAAGGAAACGUGGCUGCGCAGCAGGGUGGCGCGUUCUGGACGCAGUCCGAGUUUCAGACUGUGGCAGUGUCUGACAGCAGCAGCCUCAGCGGCAAUGCGGCAUCUGGGGACGGCGGCGCCAUACGCGUGCGCCACGCGGACGCCCUGGUGGUGGAGGGAGGCAGCAGCGUCAACAACAACUCCGCCUACAACGACGUAUUCAGAACAGGAUCAGGCGGCGCCUUCUUUGUCGAGAGCCCGGACGCCCUGCGCAACAUCACCCUGGUUGCUGUCCGCGGGCCCAGAAGCAGCAUGAACGGAAACCGGGCCUAUUCGGGCGGCGGCGCGCUCUUCACGCGGGGCCGGGUGGACGCGCUAAUCGUGUCUGAUGGCGGCAGCGUCGACGGCAACUUUGCUGAGAACGACGGCGGCGGCGCAGCUCGGCUGCAGCACCUGACAGUGUUCGAGGUGACGGACGGCAGCAGUGUGUCGGGCAACAUGGUGGUGGGCACGUUGUGGGGCGGCGACGGCGGCGCGGUGUAUGCGGAGGGCGUGUGGGAGUGGCGCAUGGAGCGGCUGCUCGUGGCCAACGGCAGCCGCGUUGACGGCAACUGGGCGGCGCAGGGGGGCGGCGCGUUCUUCACAAGGAUACCCAUUGGCACAAUCCAGGUUACGCUGGGCAGCAGUGUGAGCGCAAACACCGCAAACAGCAGCGACGGCGGCGCGGUGCGCUGCCGGCACGCGGACAGCAUCGCCAUCACCGGCAGCAGCACCGUCACCUCAAACACCGCGCCCAAGGGACGCGGCGGCGCUGUGAUGCUUGAGGGCAUUGAUGGCGUGAAGGUCGCUCGCGUAGAGGUCGUGGGCGGCAGCCGGCUGGAUGGCAACGCUGCGCGAUCCGGCGGCGCCAUCGGGACGGACGCCCGCAUUGCUGUGGUGUCGCUCAGUGGCCGCAGCAGCAUGAGCGGCAACAACGCGACGGCUGAGCAGGGCGGCUGCGUCAAGGCCCGCAGCCUCGAUCAGCUGACGGUGACGGGCGGGAGCCGCGUGGACAACAACUCGGCCCUGUUUGCGGAGGGCGGCGCGUUCCACAUGUGGGAUGAGGGUGCCACUGACAAUGCCACGACCGUGGUCGUGUCAGGCAACAGUAGCAUCUCUGGCAACUUUGCCGGCCGUGGCGGCGGGGCCGCGCUCUGGGUGGGCACCGCAGUAUCGGAGUUCAGCGUCACCGAUGGCAGCUGCGUCUGCGACAACGCGGCGGGCGGCGCAGACAACCCGUACAAUCCUGGCGAGCUGCUGCGUGCCGACAGCGGCGGCGCCAUAGCGUUCCGGGGGCGCGUGGGCGCCAUCUCCGUCACACAUGGCAGCUGCAUGUGCCGCAACCAAAUUCUCGUGGGGAACCGCGGCGGCGCCUUCAACCUGCAGCAGGGAGUCGACUCCAUCACCGUCUGCCACGGCAGCCAGCUGUCCAACAACUCGGCCGCCGGCGACUCGGGCGCGUUCCACACCCGGGCCGACACGCCUGCCUACGCGCUGGGGGCGCUCACGGUGUGCAACGGUAGCGGCGUAGACUUCAACCAGGCUAGGGGCGCGUACGGUGGCGUGUUCAUGGGGGAGGGGCGGCUGGGCAACAUCAGCAUCACCAGCAACAGCAGCAUGUCCAGUAAUAUGGCCUCGCUGCGCGGCGGCGCCAUGCACUUCAGCUACCUGCCCGACAGCUUCCUGCUGCGCGACAGCUGCGCGGUAAACAACUCGGCCGUGUUUGAGCAAGGCGCUUUCCUCUACAUCAAUGUGAACGCGGACUGGAUGUAUGACCCGCUGCUGGAAAGGGGCGCGCCCGGUGGCCCCUUCUUUCUGGAGAUCACCAGAUCCAAUGUGUCGGCCAACUCGGGCUACAAGGCGGGAGCGCUAGCCAUCUAUCUGGACGCCAACAUCAUGACCGUUGAUGACCCCGCCGAACGGCUGCGGCUGCGGCAGGCCAAGCACCUGUACGUCAACAUCACCAGCUCCACGCUCAAUGACAACCGCGCAUUGCAAGGCUCCGGCGGGGCGCUGACUAUCCAAAACGCCAUUUCUUAUGACAAGGAGCAGCAACGGGUGGCGUCAGUCAGCAUGGCAAUCAGCAUUCUGAUUGAUGGAACCCAACUCAGCAACAACCAGGCGGGGACAGUGCGCAGGAAGCUGGAAACUUUUCCCGACGUUGCCUACGUGAACGGCAUUGGCGGCGCCGUCUUUGUGUGGGCUCAGAUUGCUGACUGGCGGUCGGGCCCGCAAUACAGUGACCGUGCGCUGACCUGGCCCAGCGACAUCUGCAACGGCAGCAGCAGCAACGGCAGCAGCAGCUACCGCGGCAGUCCCAUGCCCCUGGAUGACAUCGGCGAGCCCUGGCCUGCCGCCACCGAGCCUUGCCGCCUGCUGGUGCGCAAUUCAGUGCUGCGAAACAACACGGCGGUCAGCGGCUGGGGCGGCGGGAUCAUGCUGGCAUCGUGCGCAGCACGCGCGGUGAACAGCACAUUUGCCAAUAACACGGCGGGCAUUCCCGGGGGCGGCCUGGCUCUGUUGGAGUAUGAGGUGCCGAGCUCGGGUUACGACCCCUUGGGGCCGUGCGUGGAUGGCGUGCCAUUGUUUGGCACCGGCGUGUCGCCCAAGCUGCUAAAUGGCAGUAGCAACAGCAGUGGCAGUAGCGGUACUAGCAGCGGUAGUGGCAGUGGCAGUGGCAGUAGCAGGCACCUGCUCCAGCAGAGCGCUCUGCAGCUACCGCAGGUGGCGGUGCCGCGGUGGCUUGUGCUCGACAAUGUCACGAUGGAGGGAAACAGCGCGACUGAGGGCGGCGGUUUGUACCUAGAGGUCAAUCGGACAGCGGCGCUGCUGAAGCGCUGUCUCUUCACCUCCAAUACCGCGUCCAAUGUUGGCGGUGCCGUCCGCGCCGCCGUCAGUAGCACGUUACCGGAUGCUGUGAUCAUCACCGGCUGCACAUUCCAAGGGAACGCCGCCUCGAUAAGCGGCGGAGGCGUCAGCAUGGAACUGACCGCCAGCGGCUCCGUCGCCGUCACCGCGGCGCUGUCCGCCAACCGCUUCGAAGGCAAUGAGGCGCGCCUGGGCGGCGGCCUGCACCUGACACUGGCCUCCAGCACGAGUGUGCGGCUGGUGGACAAUGACGUGAGCGGAAACAGCGCCGUCGCCCUGGGCGGAGGGAUGUUCCUAGGGCACAGCGGCGCCAACCCCAACGCCACACAGCAGCAAAUCAGGCAGGCCGAGAACGCCACCGCCGGCGCUGCCGCAGCUGCCGUGCUCUACACGGUGCCGGCGGCGGCCCGGAUCACGGGUGGCAGCUGGACCGAGAACCGCGCGGCUAGCGGCGGAGGCGGCGCCUUCAUACUGUCGCACCCGGAGCUGGUCGUUUCGUCUUCCGGCUCGGCGUGGAGUCAGAACGCCGCCCUGAGCGGUGCGGGGCUGUACGUGGACGUGACGCAGGGCGGGCGCGUGAGCCUCACGGACGUCAGCCUGUCAGACAACAUGGCCACUUAUCGAGGAGGCGGGUUGUACCUGCUCGGAAGCAGCCAAAGCGGCGACGGGUGCGGCGGGCAGCUCACGCUGGAUAACGUCACGCUGGAAAACAACCGUGGGGGCCUGCGCGGCGGCGGCAUUGCGGUUGCCACGCUUACGUCCGUGCCUGUCGCUGGCGGUGGCGGCAACGGCACUGCCUCUCUGGUGCUAGGCGGCGGCGGCGGCGCCAACGGGUUGGCAGUGGCAACAGCAGUGGGCAGCAGCAUGGGACUGGCCAAUGCAACAGCCGCCAACGCAACAGCAUCUGUGUGCGACAGCCCUCAACCGCUGCUGAUCCUGUCGCACUCGAUUGUGACUGGGAACCGGGCCCUCACGGGCGGCGGGAUAUGGCAGGCGCCGGCGGUGAUCAUGGCGAUUGUCAACUCCACUCUCAGCGGCAAUGAAGCGACUCUGUCUGGCGGCGCCAUCGCAGCCCUGGAAUGCGGCCUCUUGAGCGUGCAUGCCAGCAGCUUCGUGGGGAAUGCGGCCGGGCUGUCGGGCGGCGCGCUCUUCGUGGACGCGUGCCGUGUGGUGUGGCUGUCGCAGUCUGACGUGCUGCAAAACCGCGCCCUGGCGGGAGGCGGCGUGCAUCUUACGGGUCUGAGGGGCAGUGCUGCGAACGACAGCGCCAUAACCGGCCGCGGCCGCAGCCUCCUCGGCAGCAGCAUUGACGCGGCGGAGGCGCCGGUGGCACUGCUGAGCCGUGUGGUGCUCAGUGGCAACUCGGCCUUGGACGGCGACACAGUGGGCGCCGAGGCUUCGGCCUUGGCGCAGCUGGAGUCGUCCGCCUCGGCGGGGGGCGAUGCCGCGGACGUGGCGGCUGCAGCCGCCGCCGACAGCGCCCUGCUUCGGGAGGUGCAGCCGUACGUGGCGCACGGCGGAGGCGUGCUGAUCAACGGCCGGGUCAGCGUGGGUAUGUCAAAGAGCCUGCUGACCGCGCAGAACUGGGCGAAGGCAGGCUCAAUCAUGGCCUCCUCCCAGGUGUGCAACCCUAGCUCAGCAGCUGCUACAGCGGUGCUGCCGCGGGCCGGCGGCCUCGACGGCAGUAGCAGCAGCAGCCUGCAGCAGCUGAAGGGCCUAAUGGAGGAUUCAUGGAUGCAGGCGACGCUGGCGCUGCAGCGUGCCGCAGCCGGCUACUGCGCCCUCCUCACCAUCAGCAACAGCCGCCUCGCGGGCACCUACAACGACACCGCCGCGGGCCUUGACGCCCUUCCGGUGGCCGAGGCCACGCCGCCGCUGUGGCUCCGUGACAGUGGCGCUUCAGCCCUCCGCGCGCGCUGCUCUUUCAGCAGCACUAUGGUCAUGGCUGACGUCAGCGCAUCGGCCGGCCGCAGGCUGACGCCAGCAACCGCAGGCGCGACAUCAACGGCGGCUGCGGCAGACUCAGCAGCGGAGAGCAGUUCCAUUGUGGACCUGGCGGCAGCGGGCGCCAGCGGCAGCGGCGGCACCAUCGCCAGCAGGCGCUCCUACAACAUCGCCAACUUGGAGACCUGCCUGCAGGAGGGCCCGCAAGCCGAUGGCGGCACCGCACGCGGCAGCGUGCUGGCCGUGCCCGCCGCUAGCAUGCGCAUCUUCAGCAUUGCCGGUGCGACGGCGCUGGUGCGGCUAAGCAAUGGCACAGUGCGCGCUCGCGGAGCGACUGGGAAGAACAGCCCCGCCGCGCAGUUUGGCCCGGAGGAGGUCGUGGUGGCGCUGCUGGUGUCUCCGGGAGAGACGUUUGACAUCGGGGUGCAGCUAAUGGACGAGACGGGGCAACCAGUCAUAAUCGACGUGCCUGCUUACUCCGUCAGCCUGACCAUCCAGCCCAACGUGUCCGUCAAGUACGGCGCGCGCCCGGCCUUGACGUUUCACGGCGUUGCAUCCUGGACUGAGAUCGAGCUGGUCGGCUGGCCCGGAGCCUACUCCCUUCGUGUGGAUGCCAGCGUUGUGUCAUCGUCGGGCGGCGGAAGCACUGCGGCCGCCUCUGCAUCCCUGUCUCAGGUUGAGGCGCUGGAGUUGCCGCUGGAGCUGCUGCGCUGCGAGCUAGGCACGGAGGUGGAGGGGCCGGCGCUGGAUUCCGACCCAGCCUACUUCACCACCUGUCACAGGUGCCGCCAGGGCCAGGUGGGGUUGUGGCGGGACGAUCGCAUCACCACCGCCACUACCGGCAGCGGUAUCGGCAGCGGCAGCACGCUUGACAGCGGUGAAAGUCGCGCCAACAGCAGCAGCAGGGCUGCAGCAGUGGGCGGCAGCUCAGCUCUCAUUAGCGCCUCUCAAGCAAGCGUGUGGACUUACCAGACUGUGUCCAACAUGAGCAACCUGUGCGCGCCCUGUCCCGAGGAAGCCAUCUGCGCCGGCGCGGCAAUCGCUGUGCCGAAGCCGGGCUACUGGCACUCCUCCAUGCACUCGCCCGCCUUCCACGCGUGCCCCAACUCGGCUGCGUGCGGCGCCAAUCCGGACUCCAACGCGACGACGUGGGAGGCUGCACCAGCGGCCGUGCCCAGCCUGUCAGCGGUGGCCGAGUCAGCCCUGGCCUCGGAGAUGCUGAUUGACUUCAGCUUCAUUGCCUCGGACGCGCGCUCGGCGGCGCUGGCGCUGUGCCAGCAGUGGUGGGCUGCGAACUUCCCGCCGCAUCGUAUUGAGGCGGUGCUGGCCCGGAACGGCAGCCUCGUGCCCUCGGUGCCGCCGCCCUGCUCCGUGUCGGACCUGGAUGCCGCUGUGGCGCCAGGCACCCUCGCGCAGCUGCUGACAGCGGCCUCGGCUGUGACCUCACCCAACAGCAGCGAAGGCACGCAGGCGCCAGCACAGCCGUCAGUGGCAGUUGCGAGCUACAUGCAGCUGCAGUGCGCGGAGGGCUACACGGGGCAGUUAUGCGCCACGUGCGUGCCCGGCUACAGCCUGAACACCGAGUACCAGUGCAAUGAGUGCGUGUCGAAGGCACAGACGAUCGUGCUAGGCCUGAUCACAUUCCUUGCAACUGUCAUUCUGAUCUCCUACACCAUGUUUAGUAACUUCCAGCAAUCCACCGCGGAUGCCAUCGAGGCGCAUGAAGUCAGCGCCACUGACCUGAUCAAGGUCUUCAUCACGCACGUGCAGUACUUCAUCAUCAUCACUCGCCUCGCCAUCGACUACCCGCCCGUCAUCCACAAAACCCAGAGUGUGCUGAGCUCGCUCACUGGCGCUGAGAAUUUUGUCGCCUAUUCGCCCACCUGCCUGUUUGAUGGCUUGAACAGCGCGGGCCAGGCGGCCGUGUCCAUCAUCUUCGGCUUUGCGACGCCCAUUAUGGCCGGCGUCCUGGCCGUCUCCCUCUGGGUCAUCAGGUACCUUGUGUUCAACCAGCGCAUCAUGGGCCGUGCCGGCGCCUUCCGCGGCAGCUCGCGCGACUUCGGGGUGGGCUCCUUCGCCGACUGUGAAUUCAUCGACGACGACGCCACCCAUGCCGAUUCCGGUGCUGCUUCGGAGCAGGCGGUGGCCGUGGAGGCGCUCCAUGCUCCCGGGGGCGACACGCCAGAAGCGGACGGCGGAUCGCCGUCGUACUUCGUUGCGGUGAUGAUGGGACCUACCGCGCUGGAAGGCGGCGGCCGAGACGCAGCCCUUGUGUGGCCAGAACCUCGGCCGGCUGCUGUCGGCCAAGUGGGCCUGGCAGAAACAGUAGCAGCGGGUGGUGGCGGCGGCAGUGGCGCAGCACAAGGGCCACGUGCUGUGUGUGAGGCCACCAUCACAGAGCACUCACCCUACGGUGGCGCCACUGCUGGUGCUGCUAGGGCUGCCAGUGCUACUGGUCCUGAUGCUGCUGGCGGCAGCCUCGGCGUCGGCAACAGCACGCGGUACCCACAGCUGCCGCCGCCGCUGCCCUCGCGGCCCCUGUCCCCCGUGACGACGCCCAGAGCCUGUGCGCCGCUACGACACCACGUGCCGGCCUUCACCAACGCCGCGGCGUACAGCGGCGGCACAGCGGGCAGCACCCCCCGGAACCCCAACGCCAUCCGCGGCGGCGGCCCCGCUUAUCCCGCUUACCCCGCUUACCCCGCUAAAGCCUCUUCGCAUGCUGCCGCCAGCAUUGCCGGGCCCACGGGUCACAGCGGCAAGAGUGGAACACUGGGCUGGUCGCUGUCAGGCCAGGUGGCGCGGGCACUGUCGCGGCUGCGAUCGCUGCGAACGCGCACGGGUCGCUCGUUGUCUUACGCGGACCAGGCGCUCAGCUUGCCGCAGCAGAUGGGCGUGGGCCUCAUUGUGGCGGCCUUCAUCCUCUACCCCUCGCUGUGCCAGGUGUCUCUGAGCAUGUUUGCAUGCUAUGUGAUAGACGGCGGCAACACUGACAACCUAGGCAGCGAGUACCUGACGGCGACUUGGGGCCUCGGAUACUGGACGCGCAACAUGAACCAGCAGUGCUACAGCGGCACGCACAUGAGGGUGUAUGUGCCCAUCGGCAUCGUGGCCAUCUGUGUGUUUUGUCUGGCGCCACCCGCCGCCUUCUUCGCCGUCACCUACACCAACCGCAAGCGGUUGGAUGAUCUGGACGUAACCGCCAAGUACGGCUUCCUGUAUGCUGAGUACAGGCCGGAGUGGUGCUGGUGGUCGGCUGUGAUGCAGCUGCAGACCCUGUCGCUUGUGGCUGUGGAGGUGUUCGGACGUGCCAUGAGCACGCUGCACCAGUCGCUGGCGCUGCUUGCGGUGCUCAUCGUCAACAGCGGCAUCACGAUGGCGUGCUCGCCUGUGCGGCACCGGCUGGUGAUGGUGUGCGAGUUCAUUUCCUUCUGCGUGCUCAGCCUGACAGUCACGUUGAGCCUGUACUUCCUGGACUCGCCACCCGAGCUGUCAGCUAGCUCCGCGAACGCGGUGGGCAUCAUUAUUGUGGUGGUCAAUGUCCUUGCUCUUUGCGGAUUCAUUGCCAUCGUAUUCCGUUUCUCCGGGAUGAAGCUCGUGGAAAAGGCCAACGACUCCGCAGGCAUGGCCAAGGUGAAAGCCUGGGCAGCGUCGGCCGCGGCAGCCGUGGGUCGCGGUGUGUGUUGGCGCCGCCAGCCGCACGGUGGCGUGCUGGUGGGAGGGCUUGGAGGCCGUGGGCCUGGAGACAAGUUGGACAAGCUGUGAGGCCCAUUUAUGAACACAUAAUGUGUGGCGGCAAUAAGCCAGGGUGCGAGCAGGGUGACGGCAUGAGUGCACAAGAACAAUCAAGCAUGUGGGGGAGGUCACACUUGCACAGGGGCUGAGUCAGCAGCAGUGCGCACAACAAACAUAACAUCAUCCAUCUCAUGGACUCGCAUACCCCUCCUUCACUUGGACGGGUGCAUCUUGGACCUAAGCCAUGAUCCAUGCCUGGCGCAGCUAUUUGUCAUCUCCUUUUGCUGCACAUCAAAGGGGUAUGGAAGCAUUGCAAUAAGUUGGCUGCGUAUGUGAUAUUUGGUCUGCGUAUGUGCACACAGUGCGUGGCAGGUGGUGCAGAGUGGGAUGGCGUUGCAUGUGCGCUCAAACAACUCAUACGCGACCAUAUUGAUGCCACCGGUGGUGGGUGUCAUAAGUGUUAUUGCUACACGAGAAUGCGAGGCCGUGACAUACGGCACGACAGGGGUGCUUGAUGCUGGGAAGUUGGGGGGAAUGACUGCAUGGGCCACAUCAUAAUAGGGGGGUGGGGCUAAGCGGAGGCCGGUGUCCUUGCCCAAUUGCGCCACUUCAAUUAAUUAUGCCUUUAUUACUUAUACGUUGGGGGCAAAGUAGGCGUGUUGUUUGAAGCGCUCAUCCGAGUCUGUAUGCGGAAGCGCGGGUCUUGCCGAGAGUCACUGGAUACGGCACGCCUUGUCUGAAAUCCCGGCCUUGUGGAUCAUCUUCGAAGUCAAGGUGGCGGAGUGCACUCAGCGAGGGGCGCGAAUCCUGGAAGGGUGUUGUGUUGCCGCACUAUGGGCACUGGGCGGUUGAAGCGGUCCGUUGGGCUGCGGCAUAGGGCUGCGGUGGUCGGGGAAAGCGUGGGCCAAGGCUUGGGCCAAGGCUGAUGAUCAAGGGUGGUGCCGGCGUGCAGGCGGUUUCGUUUGCGUUGAUGCAUGAUGUAUAUGUAUCUGUUGUAGCAUCGUGCUUCUUGCGCUUGCGGCUGGCGACAGCUGUCCACCAUGCGCAAAGGCCAAAGCUUAGAGUGGUCGCUAAGU